Messenger RNA from Dermacentor silvarum, 1400 nucleotides. RefSeq lists its product as uncharacterized. The transcript is spliced from 9 exons. NCBI's taxonomy places the organism in Eukaryota, Metazoa, Arthropoda, Arachnida, Ixodida, Ixodidae. The record is from RefSeq and is a predicted model, not a curated record. Bases 80 to 1393 code for a protein of 437 amino acids.
CGUCGCCGCGUGGGCAACUGUGUUGUGUGCCAUCGUUAUCUCUUUGAUACUAGUCGGCGCACUGAUCGUUUUCUUCGCCAUGGGCUUCGAUUCUUCUGAUGUGACCACGACGACGGAGGCCACGGCUCCCAACAUCAUUAUUCGAUACAAUCCCGGCAAGGUAACCAGUGAGGUUUCCUCAGUGCCAACCACCACGCCCACGACACAGAAAACUGAGACACCUACCGCUUCAACAGCCGCUCCCACCGAAAUGAUGGACGACCAGCCCUUGGUGUGCACUAUGGGCAGGAGUCUCAACUCGACGCGGAUGUUCCCGCCGGACGGCCUGUGCGAGUACAUCUUCUUCGACUCGCUGGAAAAGGAUGGCCGCAACUCCCUUGCUGCGCCCAAUCUCUUCGACGCCAACUUGCUGAUCUUCAUCGACGCCGCACAGUUGUACAAGAUCACGGCAUUCGGUAUCGGCAUCUCGUACGAUGCUGCGUAUCACCUGGAGUUAUUCCUGAAUCGGAGCGCUAUGGGGUUCAAACCACUGGAGCCCUUCUGGGCUAACUCCAUCUACCACAUCGGUGUUCUGGACACAGCUACCGUGAACCCGAGGGAGUUUGACGUAACAGCUGCCCUGAGGUGCCUCAAGGUCUUGCGGGACCGUUACUCUCAGGAAAUCAUCGCCCAAGGCAUCAAGGUCUUCACAGUUUUUGCAGCAAUUGUUCCGGACGGCACCUGGGCUAACUACUACACCAGAAAUUUCGCGAACUGGUUUGCGCCUGACCUGUUCAUCGCUUUCGGCCACUACCCGCGAGGGGACAACACUUUGCCCAACUGUCGCGUCGUGCCACCGACGCUGCUGCAUCAACCUCGGGACCUACCUGACAGCUACCAACACAGCAUGACAACGGCGUUCGAGAGCUUCCACAGGCUGUCAGCGCCAAGUUUGACUCUGAAGUAUGCACUGUCAGUGACCAUGAAGGGUCGUUUGGCGGUGCUCACGGACCCGGCUCAGCACGGUUUCUUCUCGCCAUGCGAGGCCGACUCCACCUUCGAUAUGUUCGAAAGCUACGCCCAGGUGUGCAAAAGCCCAAGCUUCUUGUCGACACGAGUUUACGAGCCUUUGGUGGAUGCCACGCAGAUUCCCCACUUCUUGGAACCUAUAGUCUUCUCUUACGACGACCGAGUAGGACUCUGCAAGAAGCUCUGCACAGUCAAGGCACAGGGGACCUCCGUGAAAUUUGGCAUCGCCGUUUUCGAUCUCGACUACGCUGACUUUUCCAACACCUGCGAGUCGAAGGGCGGGCCAUUCUCAAGGCUGCACCUGAUCCGCAGUGUGCUCAACUUCUUCCGAACGAGGUUCAGGACCACUGCGGACACAGCAGAUUGCGUGAACCUGGCCACGUGACAGACAU